UAUAUCUAUCCACGUAGUCAACUCACAAAUACUCAGUCGACCUUCACUCCACCACACCAAGUUCAAGAGCAAUACGAGCAAAAUAAAUACGUGCCAAAAAAUUAUGGUUGACGAGACUGAAUUUUUGGAGGGGAGUGUCUUAAUUCCAAAGAUAUUUCCAGAUUUAGAUUGGGCCUGGUUUAACUCUGUCCCAAGAUGGUAUUGGACCUACUGGAGGAAAGUAGACUUGAUCCGCUCUGCCGCUUUCAUGAAGCAGAAAUCCGUCGCUGAAGUUACCAGUGAAGAUAUUGCGAACCCAAAUAACUGUAUGGAUAUGGAAUCGAAUUUGCUGCAUGGAUUUGGGUUGAAGGAUGUCCCAUUCAAGUUGGUUUUUGAUGAGGAGAAGACAAUGGUUUUUGGAGAAGACAAACAUCACGUCGUAUUUUCUGACAACGCGACUUUUGCUGUCGGAGUGACCACUUGGAAGGACGGGGAGACAUCGUGGGUCUGUUGGAAUACGAAGCAAAAUAUUGACGACGAUUUGAAGGAGAAGGUUGUGGAAGUGGUGACUGGUCUCGGAUUUAAAGCGGAGAUGGCGGUAGAGACAGUUUUCAAGGAAUGAUGACAUUUUUAAAGGUUCGAUUUGUCCAUGGGAUUUGGGAAGUUGAAAUUAAAAUGAUUUACGAUGAAUAUAUUUAUUUAUAAAGAAUUAAAGUUUUCGGAGUAAAUAAAUAAAUUCGGCGGUUAUUCAAAU
Molecule: messenger RNA, 733 nt
Organism: Folsomia candida
Lineage: Eukaryota; Metazoa; Arthropoda; Collembola; Entomobryomorpha; Isotomidae
Exons: 3
Coding region: 104-601 (165 amino acids)
Source: RefSeq, a predicted model, not a curated record